CCCUUAAACAUGGCUUUCAUGCAGUGUGUGUGUGUGUGUGUGUGUGGGGUUUGAGUCUGGCAUGGUGCCACUGCCACAGAUGAGCUGAGUUCACUGUUCAAACACUGAUUUUCAUUUUUCCCUGUGUGACAUUUCCCCAGUCUGCCAGACAGCUAAGAAGAGAAACGCCAGCAGAGAUUCAUGAAGAGACGUUCAGGUGCAUUUACACAGACACACCAACAUUUCCCUGACACAAACAUUCCUGUUGCUGGUGUUUCUGAAUCUGACAUUUCAUACAUAUGACAAACAAACAUUUUCAAAACCAUUACUGAUAGCAAAUUCAAGCUGAUCAAACAAUACUGAAAUUGCAUCGAGGGAAAAUGCACACCUGCAGUAGCAUACUUUCACACUGACACUCUUUACUCACAUUACUCUAAAGGGCUGAGCUAAAUACCACGGCAACCAGGCCCCUCCCCUGGGUGUGUGGGGAGUUUUUAAGUGGAGUGUUGGGAAUGUUGUUUUUAGAGAGGCGCAGAAGGCAGGAGAGUGUCUGUGAGAGUCAAUCUAACCCUGUCAUUCAAAACCACCAGUGUUGACUCCAGGAUGGGUGAAGACUCCUCUCACGCAGAGCGAAGCACAGCUACCUUACCCAGGGAGGAAAGCACCCCGACACCACCAGUUCCAGAUGCUCAGGAUGCUCAGGAUCUCCUCAUUCCGAGCUUCAGUCCCGGCUCGGUGCCCUCUUCCCCCAUCCAUACCCUUUCCCGUCUGGGCUCUAAGUCCCCGACCAUCCCCACAGCCCCUGCCGGCCAGGUCAGCGCCAUCACGGUGGUGGCUCUGCUCGACAAGCUGAUGGUGAUGAUCGAGACAGUGCAGGAGAACCAGCAGAGGAUGGAGAAGAAGCAGGCCGAGCUGGAGGGGGCGGUGAGGAUGGUGCAGGGUGAUGUGACCCGGCUCACCAAGAACCACAUGUCCACAGCCAACAGCGUGGCCAAGCUGCUGGAGCGCUCGCGCAAGACUGGCCUCAAUGUGAAGGAGGUGAGGGAGCGCCUGGAUAGACAGAGCAGCCAGGUGAAGCAUCUGGAGGCCAACCAUGCCCAUCUGCUGAAGAGGAACCACUUUAAAGUGCUCAUCUUUCAGGAGGACAAUGAAAUCCCCUCCACUCUGCUUACUAAAGAUGGCCUGGCCUCCACCUCUCAGGAUGAGAUUGCUCCAUCUGCACCAACUCCGCUCACUGAUUUAAACCGUUCUCAAGAUGAAGGUCUGCAGACCAUCAGCCUCUCCUCUGAUGAGGACGAGGAAAAAGGAGCAACGAGCCUUCUAGCAGAGGGUGGCGAUGAUUCCCUGGAUUUGCAUGAAGAGAGUUUCCCAGGUUUGGGAAGCGAACGUCUGGAGCGCUCUCGUGCUGACAAGUUCAAGCGCUCCAGUCUGAAGAAGGUGGAUAGUCUAAAAAAGGCUUUCUCGAGAAGCAGCAUCGAGAAGAAGAUCAACAAGAUCGUGCCUCCAGAACAGCGCGAGAAAAUCAAGAAAAGCUUCAUCCCCAACCACCCGAAGAGCUCCUCUUCCAAGAGCUCGUCCUUCCGCGUCUCUCCAAUGACCUUCAACGUCAAGAAGGUACGAGAUGGAGAUGCUGACUCCUCCCAGCAGCCUGGGAGCUCACCCAGGAACCUCAGCCUAGUGGAAGUUCCCAACAUUGGGGGACCUGAUGGUGAGCUGCCCCUGGCUGAGAAAGCAAAUGGAAACGAUCAUCACAACCCCUCCACCCCAGGCAGUGGGGAUGGAGAGGUGUUCGUUUCAGAUGAGGGUGGAGAUCUCGAGAACGGUCCAUCUGCGACUCUGGCUGAAGAAGAAAUGGAUAAAGAAGAUGAUGACACUGAUGAUCAUGAUGAAAAUGGGAAGGAGGAAGAGGAGGAGGAGAAGGAUGCGAGACCUGCAGAAGAAGCAUCCGUGUCUCCACCGUCAGCUGCAGCUACUGUUGAGCUAACUUCUUAGAUAUAGUUGUGUUUCUAGCCCUCUGACUUCAAUCCACUUCUGAGACUUUGGGAAGCGUAGUUACUCCCUUGUGCCACUGGUAUCUUGUCCCCAAGCUUGUUUAAUGUUAGCAUAUCUGCUAAAAUAACAUAUUGUCCUGAAUUAAUCCCAAAUAUAAUGUAUCUAUAACCUAUUGUGUUAAGUUCAGAAAUUAAGCAUGUUCUUGUAGGAGGAAAUUCCAUUUAGAUUCCAUUUCAAAUAGAUUCUGUAUAAAGGCCCAGAGAAUGGUACAGCAGUUCAGACCACUGUCACCACAAUGAUACACCGAAAUAGCUAUAUUUUCCUGUGGGAGCCUGUGAAUACCAUGAAAUUGACUGAACUGAAAUGCCUGAACUCUCCCUCUCUAUCGUUUUUUCUUUGUGUGUAGGAGAGGCAAUGUGUGUGCCAAUCUGUCCUUUGUUAUGCUGGAGUCCAGACUCUUUUCUGUCAAUGUACAUAAGAUUAAGUAUUAAAUCACUUACAAAAAAGGUAGUAUUAUGGUUUUUGGAAGCAGUACUUAAUUUUUCACUCAAAGGACUUUGAUGCAAAUACCAUGGUAUUGUUUGGAGUACCAUGUAGAAACAAUUGUAUGUUAAUAUGGUAACCAUGAAAUAUAUAGUAACAACAUGGAACAUCAUUACUGUAACAUUGUACCACCAAAGUACUUUUGUACGGUAUAAAACAGACAACUACAAAAGACAAGACGUUAUAUGUUGACAAAGUUAUGUUUUUGACAUUUUUAGAAUGUUUAUUAAAAUAUUUA
Molecule: messenger RNA, 2752 nt
Organism: Sinocyclocheilus rhinocerous
Lineage: Eukaryota; Metazoa; Chordata; Actinopteri; Cypriniformes; Cyprinidae
Product: serum deprivation-response protein-like
Exons: 2
Coding region: 583-1971 (462 amino acids)
Cellular component (GO): cytoplasm; caveola
Molecular function (GO): protein kinase C binding
Source: RefSeq, a predicted model, not a curated record